Molecule: messenger RNA, 351 nt
Organism: Plectropomus leopardus (leopard coralgrouper)
Lineage: Eukaryota; Metazoa; Chordata; Actinopteri; Perciformes; Serranidae
Gene: selenok
Product: selenoprotein K
Biological process (GO): endoplasmic reticulum calcium ion homeostasis; calcium ion transport
Cellular component (GO): Golgi apparatus; endoplasmic reticulum membrane
Source: RefSeq, a predicted model, not a curated record
CACACUGACCCGGAAGUGCAGCCCCACUUGUAAACACAGCUCAGCUGUGUUGUUACUUUCUAAAGGAUGGUGUACGUGUCUAACGGUCAGGUCCUGGACAGCAGGUCCCAGUCACCAUGGCGACUGUCCUUUCUGGUCGAUCUGUUCUGGGGAGCUGUGGAGUUUUUCGGCCUGUAUUUCAAGACACUGAUUCACCCUGACAUGACAAAAGAUGGAAACUGUGGCUCGUCACGCUUCACUGAUAACAGAGGUCCUCCAGGUCCCCCUGGUGGUAGAAGACGGAUGGGAAGAAUAAACCACGGUGCAGGUCCCACCCCUCCACCCAUGGGUGGAGGAGGAUGAGGAAGGUGA